Messenger RNA from Mercurialis annua (annual mercury), 1060 nucleotides. RefSeq names its product phosphomannomutase. Gene Ontology annotation, cellular component: cytosol. Gene Ontology annotation, biological process: protein N-linked glycosylation; mannose metabolic process; GDP-mannose biosynthetic process. Bases 126 to 875 code for a protein of 249 amino acids. The transcript has 12 exons. The record is from RefSeq and is a predicted model, not a curated record. Gene Ontology annotation, molecular function: phosphomannomutase activity. NCBI's taxonomy places the organism in Eukaryota, Viridiplantae, Streptophyta, Magnoliopsida, Malpighiales, Euphorbiaceae.
CGCUGAAGCUAACCCCUUCAACACUUUAUUUAACUGAGAAGAUUUGUUUUAGAAAUCAGUGUCCGAAAUUCCAGUUCCGAGUCAGUGGCGCUUGCUUUUUCUGCUACAGGAAGUAAAUCCAUUUAAUGGCUGCUGUAAGAACACCUGGUGUAAUUGCUUUGUUUGAUGUUGAUGGAACUCUCACAGCUCCAAGAAAGGUAGUUACUCCUAAGAUGUUAGAGUUCAUGCAAGAACUUCGCAAGGUUGUAACUGUUGGAGUAGUGGGCGGAUCUGAUUUUUCUAAGAUAUCUGAGCAGCUCGGCAGUACAGUUGUUAAUGACUAUGAUUAUGUAUUUUCUGAGAAUGGGCUUGUCGCUCAUAAAGAUGGGAAACUUAUUGGAACCCAGAGUUUGAAGACAUUUAUUGGAGAGGAAAAGCUCAAGGAAUUUAUAAAUUUUACACUUCAUUAUAUUGCUGACUUGGAUAUUCCAAUUAAAAGGGGAACAUUCAUAGAAUUCCGGAGUGGGAUGAUAAAUGUAUCACCAAUUGGCCGGAAUUGCAGCCAAGAAGAAAGGGAUGAGUAUGAGAAGUAUGACAAGGUCCAUAACAUACGUAAGAAGAUGGUAUCUGUGCUACGUGAAAAGUUUGCACACCUUAAUCUGACAUUCUCCAUAGGCGGACAGAUAAGCUUUGAUGUCUUUCCUCAAGGAUGGGACAAGACGUACUGCUUGAGAUAUCUAGAAGAGUUUAAUGAAAUCCACUUUUUCGGUGACAAAACUUACGAGGGAGGAAAUGAUUAUGAAAUUUAUGCAUCAGACCGAACAGCGGGUCACACAGUCACCAGCCCGGACCAUACGAUGGAGGAAUGUAAAAAAAUAUUCCUUACAAACCCCUGAGACUCAUUUCUAUUUUCCAUUUUCAUUUGUAUUCUAUUUGUAUUUUAUUUGUAUUUUACUCGCAGUUUAAGAAUAAUUGACCAUUAGAACUGUCUCUUGAAAUUUGUAUGAACGAUGCAACAUGAUGAACACAUUGAACAGAGAUUCAAUGUGAUUUCCUAUAUGCAAUUGAAAAUUUAUUUUGA